AUGGCGGUUGCGAAAUCGGAAAUGCCGGCGCUAGUAAACCGGGAUUCUUCAACGUUUGCUUCGCUUUACGUCGGCGAUCUUAGCCCGGAAGUGACUGAGGAAGAUCUCAUCUACAAAUUCUCUGUGACUGUUCCUGUCGUCUCCGUUCAUCUUUGCCGUAACUCGGUCACCGGAAAAUCCAUGUGUUACGCCUACGUCAACUUCGAUUCACCUUUGAGCGCAUCGAAUGCUAUGGCUUGCUUAAACCACACUGAUUUGAAGGGGAAGAGAAUGCGAAUAAUGUGGUCUCAGAGGGAUCUUGCAUACCGUCGUACUAGUGGUUUCGGAAAUCUCUUCGUUAAGAAUCUGGACAGCUCGAUCAGUAGCAGUUGCUUAGAGCGAAUGUUUAGCCCCUUUGGAGCAAUACUUUCUUGCAAAGUCGUUGAAGAGAAUGGCCAAAGUAAAGGUUUUGGGUUUGUUCAGUUUGAUACAGAGCAAUCUGCUGUAGCUGCUCGUUGUGCUCUCCAUGGCUCUAUGGUUGAUGGCAAGAAACUGUAA
Arabis nemorensis is the source of this 537-nucleotide messenger RNA. NCBI's taxonomy places the organism in Eukaryota, Viridiplantae, Streptophyta, Magnoliopsida, Brassicales, Brassicaceae. The record is from the annotation of a GenBank genome assembly.